AUGAUUGACGGUACCAAAGGAGAAAAACCUGCUGUGGGAGGCAAUUCCAUCCAUGGCCCUAAUCUUCAGACUCCUAGGGCAUUCCAGCAAGAGAAGAUUGCAAUCGUUGGUUUUGCUUGUAGACUUCCUGACAAUUGUUCCUCACCCCGAGCACUAUGGGAGUUCCUGCAGGAGGGAAGAGUUGCGAAUAAAAAGCCACCUGCUUCCCGAUUCACUCUCGAUGCUCACUACGACGGCCGGAAGAGGCCCCAGACAUUGGUCUCACCUGGCGGAAUGUUUUUGCAGGAUGUUGACCCACGGGACAUUGAUGCCCAAUUCUUCAAAUUAACCCCAAUCGAGGCAACCGCUAUGGAUCCCCAGCAACGGCAGCUUCUUGAAGUGGUAUAUGAAGGUCUUGAGAACUCAGGAAUCUCCCUGGAAAGCAUAUCUGGCAAGAAGGUUGGAUGCUUUGUUGGGGCAUUUGCCUCUGACUAUACAGACAUGCAAAACCGGGAUCCCGAGGAUCGUGUAGAGACAAUGUACGCGGGAACGGGUCGGUCAAUGAUCAGUAAUAGGAUCAGCCAUUUUUUGAACAUCAAGGGCCCAAGUAUGUCUAUUGAUACAGCAUGCUCAAGCACUUUAUACGGCGUGGAUGUUGCAUGCAAAUAUCUUCAUACUGGGGAAAUUGACGGGGCUAUUGUUGGUGGCUGCAAUUUAUUUAUGAACCCUGACCCUCUGAUAGACCGUCGAUACGGCACGGGGGAUAUCCACUUAACUCGCACAGGCGCAUGCUUCACUUUUGAUGCCCGGGCAGAUGGCUAUAUGAAGGCUGAAGCAAUAAAUAUGGUAUAUUUGAAACGGCUAGAAGACGCAAUAAAGGAUGGGAACCCUAUUCGAGGAGUGAUACGCGGGUCCGCAAUGAGUAGUGACGGAUGGACUGCAGGGAUAAUGAGCCCUGACCCAGACGCACAGGCUGAUACAAUCCGACAGGCAUAUGCAAAUGCAGGUAUCUCCGAUAUCUCCGAGACAAGUUAUGUUGAGUUCCAUGGAACCGGCACUAAGGUGGGGGACCUGAUUGAGGUUAAGGGUGUUGCUUCAGUAUUCAAGCAUGGCACCAUGAAGAGGCCAUUGAGAAUCGGAUCAGUGAAAAGUAAUAUCGGGCACUCUGAGCCAGCAGCAGGUAUUUCAGGUCUGCUCAAAACUGUCCUGUCAUUAGAGCAUGGCAAAAUUCCUGGGAACCCUACUUUCAAAAACCCAAAUCCAAGGAUUAACUUUGCCGAGUUGGGCCUACAGCCUUCUAAUAUUACCACUGAUUGGCCCAUAGUCCCUAUUCGCAGGGCUAGUGUUAAUUCAUUUGGCUAUGGUGGCUCUAAUGCGCAUGUCAUUAUUGAAGAAGCCAAGGAAUUAGGGCAACAUAUCUCUUCAUAUCUUACAGAGCACGACGACCCAUUUGCAGAUGCAGAAGUGCUAAGCCGACCUUAUCUUCUUCCACUCUCUGCUAAUGAUGAGAAGUCCCUCCAGGCUUAUCUCUCAUUACUAGAUAGGCAUCUUUUAAACCCCCAGGUGCGCAUUUCACUUCGGGAUCUUGCAUAUACCCUGUCAGAAAGAAGAACGAGGCACUAUUCUCGGGGAUUUCUCAUUGCCUCAAGUUGCAAACUUGAUGUGCACAGUCUUUUGACUAGUCAUGCGCUGCCAGAUGUACCAAAAUUAGGAUUUAUCUUUACAGGGCAAGGCUCACAAUGGGUGGCAAUGGGGAAGGACCUGAUUGGGACCUUCCCCAUUGCUGAAGAACGUGUGAGGUAUUUGGAUAAAGUCCUAAAAUCUAUUCAAGAUCCACCUACAUGGAGCUUGCUUGUUCCUGAAAUAUCCCAGCCCCUUGUAACUGCAAUCCAACUGGCCAUUCUGGCGGUAUUGGAUGCUUGCAGUGUAUCUCCCGGCGUGGUUGUUGGUCACUCUUCAGGGGAGAUUGCAGCAGCAGUAGCGGCAGGACAGCUAAGCUCCUCUCAAGCAAUUAAGAUUGCAUUCUAUCGGGGCAAGGUUGCGUCAUCUAUUCAAUAUCUCGAGCCAGUAGGUAUGCUUGCAGUUGGAGUUCCUGUUGAGGCAUUAAAGCCAUACCUUGAAGGUACUUCUGUUGAGAUUGCCUGCUUCAACAGUCCAGUGAGCUUAACCCUCUCUGGGACUCGCUCUGAGCUAUCUCAAAUUGAAUCUGCUAUCAAGGCAAACGGACUAUUUGCUCGGAUGCUUCAGGUUAACGCGGCAUAUCACUCAAAAUACAUGGUUGGAAUUGCGGAAGAAUACCAGUUGCUCCUGGAGAAAAAUGUGGACUGGUCAGGAGCUGGUGCAGGUGAUAUCCCGAUGGCCUCCUCUACCACAGGAAAAUUUGAAUCAUGGCUAGGCCCAAGUUACUGGGUAAAGAAUAUGCUCUCUCCUGUUCUUUUCAACCAGGCGGUGCAGAAUGCGAUCUCUCAGCUCGCCGGAAUAGAUCUGCUCGUGGAGAUUGGACCAAGCAACACACUAGAAGGACCAGUCAAACAAAUUAACAAAUCUCUCCACGCUCCAGUUAAGUAUUGCUCAACCUGGAAGCGUGGGCCUGAUGCGCUGAAAACUAUGCUAGAGCUAGCAGGAACCCUUUUCAACAUGGGCUACCCUAUUCAAGUAGAUCAAAUUAACAGGGACGGUGUACCCGAUAAGCCAAAAGUCAUUAUAGACCUGCCAAAUUAUGCCUGGAAUCACUCCACUAAAUACUGGUAUGAGAGCGAAGCAAGCAAAGAGUGGCGAUUUCGUCCAUUCAUGCAUCAUGAGCUUUUAGGAAGUAAAGUCUUGGGCGUCCCAUGGGCUCAACCAGUUUGGAAGCAACAUCUCCGCCUGGACGAUGUUCCGUGGCUUCGGGAUCAUAAGGUAAGUACCUGGAUUGCGUUGGACGAUGUUAUUCUUCCUGCCGCAGGUUACAUCGCGAUGGCGAUUGAAGCCAUAUUCCAACAGGCAAGAGUGACAGGCAGCCUAGAUGUGGCGAUUGAAAGAAAUCAAGUGACAUACCAGCUCCGCAAUGUGAUGAUCAAGCAUCCAUUAAUGCUGGAAGAUGGUAGUGUGGAUAAUAAAAUAUUUCUCUUCUUGACUGGUUCUCUUGAGAGUAAUCAAUCGUGGCGCAACUUUAGAAUCUUAUCGAGCAAAGACAAUGUCAUGACAAAUCAUUGUGAAGGCCAGAUACGCAUCACUGAGCUACCAAGACAGGUUGGAACAGAAACGGAGCUACGGCCACUCCAGCACCCUGAGCCAGCGAUGGUCUGGUAUGAUAUAGCGCGGCGGAGUUCUCUAGAAUUUGGGCCUAUGUUCCAGGUCUUAACUAAACUAGAGUGGAGUCCCAAUUCUCUUGAUGGAAGGACAUUGAUGUCCUUCAAAGAGCCGGAUCCCAACAAUCCCUCAACAUGGUAUGCGCUGCAUCCCACCUGGAUUGAUGCUGGCGUUCAGGCAACCAACAUGAAGUUUACGGACCCGAAGGUCAAUCCACGCCAGAAUAGUUGCCCCCCCGCAGCAAUUGAUGAUGUGAUAAUAUACUCGCAGACGUCAAGGCCCCUGGAGGCUUUGUCGGUGUCUAGUCUCACGUUUACCCAGGUGGGGCGGUCGGACGAUCCUAAAAGCUACAAGGCGACCUCGUCCGUGUAUAACAGAGAGAACGGCGAACUGCUUUUGGGUAUAAAUGGUAUGCAGCUUAGCGAGCUCGAGACUAGGGAUACAGAUCAUCUUGACCAUAAAUAUACUCAGCUGGCGUGGCAGCCUGAUAUCUCUCUAAUGUCAAACUCCAGCUUCGCUCAAUUCGCGCUUGCCUCACCAAGUUCAGAGCCGGACAAUACCCCCACGUCAGCCUUCGCUCAAGCUACAAAGCUGAUCGAUUUAGCUACUCAUAAAGAUCCAUCGUUGAAGUUGUUGGAAGUUACUUGUUUCGACGAUUCAUUGAGCACAUGGAUGACUUACGGUCGUGUACAAGUGCCCGAUGUUGUGGCCCGCUGUGACUAUCACCUUUCCCUUCCAUCAGAUGCUGCUUUGGUCAAAGCCCAGUUAGAAUCUGAAGAAGAGGAGCAUUUGAACCUUUAUGUUCAUGGCAAAGAAAGACCGUUUACCAAUUUUGGGGGUGGUAUUAGCCAUGCCUUCAAAGUAAUCAUCAUCACUGAUACGAAGGGCUUCAGGAUCGGAUAUAUUGGAUCAGUUGGCAAGCCAGAGCAAACGGAUGCCAAACCACCUCCUACUGUUCAUCUUAUUCAUUUUAGGCCCCAGGAUGACACCAAGACGAAGAUAAGAGACUUCCUUGAGAAGAAUGGGUGGCGCCUAUCAGAGCAUACACUGCCGUGCGAUAGUGCAAUUCCAGAGAAAGCUUUGAUUCUCGUCUUGGAUGAGAUUAUCUCACCUUUGUUAACUGAUAUUGAUGAGACACAGUUACAAGCCCUUCAAAAUCUAAUGAAACGUCAAUGUCGCAUUCUUUGGGUUACUUCAGGUGCACAGAUGGAAGUGUCGAAUCCGCAUGGCAGCUUAUUUUUCGGACUAGUGCGGUGUCUUCGUUCAGAGCAUCCAACCAGUAGGAUUAUGGCACUGGAUAUCAGGUCACAGUCAACGCUAGAAAGCUUGUCCGCAGUCCAUAUCAUCCUCAAACGGCUGUGUGGUCAAGACACAAGGGAACAAGAUGAUGAAGAUGAAUUUGUGGAAAGAGACGGAAUACUACAUAUCAGCAGAGUAGUCCCUGAUCAUACUAUCAAUCAGCUAGCAAAACUAAAGGCUGAAGGACCUGAACUCGAACGGAAACAGUUCGAUGACAAUUCAUCUAUCAUACGACUAAUCAGUAACAGAACCUGGGCAUUCAGUGGACUUCAAUAUUCGAUGAACCCGGAAGAGCCAGCCCUUGAGGAUGAGUGUGUGCAGAUAGAAGUCCAUGCGGCCGCCCUAAACUUCAAGGAUGUGGCGGUUUCCCUGGGGCUUGUUCCAGGUGAUACGGAGAAAUUUGGCUUGGAAUGUGCGGGUAUCAUUGUAAAAACUGGCAAGUCAGCGACUUCAUUCUCUGUCGGUGACAGAGUCGUCGCUGGUGUGAGAAAUGGUGGAUGCUUUGCAAAUAGAGUCAAUAUUCGUUCUUCUCUCGUCCAAAGGUUGCCCGAUAGUGUAACAUUUGAGGAAGCCUCAACCAUGCCAGUCUGCUUUUCAACUGCUUUGUACGCUCUGGUCGACGUGGCAGCGAUCAAGGAGGGACAAUCCGUUUUGAUUCAUUCGGCAGCCGGUGGCGUCGGCCUCGCCGCUAUACAGAUAUGCAAAUAUCUUAAAGCCGAGAUUUUUGUCACCGUUGGUACACUUGAGAAACGACAUUUCCUGAAGGAGGAAUGGGAUAUCCCAGAAGACCAUAUGUUCUCUUCUCACUCUGCCACAUUCUCCACAGAGCUCUUGAAAAAAACAAAAGGCCGUGGGGUAGAUGUCAUCCUUAACUCCCUCACAGGUGACUUACUUCAUGAAUCCUGGCGCUGUAUUGCUGGUGGCGGUACAUUCGUUGAAAUCGGCAAGAAAGACAUCUUAGACAGAAACACAUUGUCACUAGAACCUUUCAACCGGAAUGUAACGUUUCGUGCGCUUGACCUAUCUGCCCCUUCUUUCAAAGAGAGCGACAACUCAAGACUUCUGCGCCAGACAGUUGAGUUGCUCACUGAUGGUCAUAUAAAGCCGAUUCGUAUUGACAAGAUAUUUUCCUUUGCGCAAAUUGCCGAUGCCUUUCGAUAUAUGCGUGGUGGAAAACAUAUUGGCAAGGUUGUCAUCUCCGAUCAGGACCGGAGCAAUAUAAAAGUCAUGGUACAAGCUCCGCUCCCUAUUCUGCGUCUAAGACAAGAUGUCAGCUACCUGAUCGUUGGAGGUCUAAAGGGCCUUUGCGGCAGCCUCGCCCUCUAUCUUGUACAGAAUGGAGCUAAGAACCUUGUUAUCCUCGCCCGAGGUGGUUAUGACGAUGAGAAGUCCCAGUUGAUUAUUCACAAUCUCACUGGAAUGGGUGCACAUCUCGAUCUUUUACGCGGCGAUGUGGCUAAUUUGGAAGAUGUGCGCCGUGUCUUCCGUAGCAGCUCAUAUCCCAUCGGGGGUAUUAUUCAAGGGGCAAUGGCUUUACGAGACAAGGCAUUUAUCUCAAUGACUGCAGAAGACUUUCACGUACCUCUCAAAUGCAAAGUCCAAGGUAGCUGGAACUUACACAAUUGCGCCCUUGAACAAGAAUCCCCGCUAGAGUUCUUUACUCUGCUCUCCAGUAUCAGCUGCAUUUUUGGUGGACAUGGACAAGGUACCUACAGCGCAGGCAACAUGUUCCUCGAUAGCCUCGCUGCAUACCGAAAAUCCCUUGGUCUCCCCGCAUGCUCGGUCAAUUUGGGCGUAAUUGAGGGUAUUGGAUAUUUCAAUCGAGACCGUACGCUCCUCCAGCGACAUAAAUCUCGGGGAUUAAGCACUCUCGAUGAAGUCUUGCUUCGAAAGACGCUUGCUUGGUCUAUCAUACAGCAAACAAGUCAAAUUGGGAAACAUCUAAUGCAGAAGUCGCAACUAAUUACUGGUGUCAGUGUUCCCAUGGAACUUGACUCUUCAGUAAUGAUGGGACCCCGCUUCAGUACCUUAAAACCUGGCCCUCGGGCUAACCGUGCAGGUGAAGCGACGUGUACAGGCUCUAAUAAUGAUGCCGACUUGGUCCUUCUAAAGAGGGCACGCAACAUCCAACAGAAGAACGUGCAUUCUUUACUUUUCCCAGCCACUGUAAAUGUUGUUAAUAAAGUGUUAAUGAAAAGUCUGGGAAUGACCACACCACUGGAUGAGGCUCGGCCAUUGACUAGCUAUGGAGUUGACUCACUGGCGUCGGUUGAGCUGAGGAACUGGCUGCGAACCGAAUUGAGUGUUGAACUAGGAGCUCUCGAUGUGACCGGAGCCAAGACUAUGGCAGCGUUAUGUGAGACUAUUUUGAAGCACUUGCUUAACUAG
This is a messenger RNA of Talaromyces proteolyticus, 6957 nucleotides long. RefSeq lists its product as uncharacterized. Lineage: Eukaryota; Fungi; Ascomycota; Eurotiomycetes; Eurotiales; Trichocomaceae. Bases 1 to 6957 code for a protein of 2318 amino acids. The transcript is spliced from 15 exons. The record is from RefSeq and is a predicted model, not a curated record. Gene Ontology annotation, biological process: fatty acid biosynthetic process; secondary metabolite biosynthetic process. Gene Ontology annotation, molecular function: 3-oxoacyl-[acyl-carrier-protein] synthase activity; phosphopantetheine binding; zinc ion binding.